Messenger RNA from Oryzias melastigma (Indian medaka), 2070 nucleotides. It is a transcript of the gene aida, whose product is annotated as axin interactor, dorsalization associated. Gene Ontology annotation, molecular function: phosphatidylinositol binding. Gene Ontology annotation, cellular component: membrane. Lineage: Eukaryota; Metazoa; Chordata; Actinopteri; Beloniformes; Adrianichthyidae. The record is from RefSeq and is a predicted model, not a curated record. Bases 229 to 1146 code for a protein of 305 amino acids. The transcript has 11 exons. Gene Ontology annotation, biological process: determination of ventral identity.
GCAGCAAAUCAAGCGCACCUCAGGCUCCGGGCGGGACUUCCUUUCGCCCGCGGAUGUCACAUCAGGGUCGGCCAGGCUGAAAGGGCUUGGUCUGGGUGUCACCGGUUUGUGCGCGAGCCUCUGGACUGGACGGGCUGGCAAACUGGCCGACGCUGGAGCCCCGCAGAUGAGCCUCCUUCCUCGGAUAUGCUGUCCUGAGAGCGCCGCCGCACGAUUCCUCCCGACAAAAUGUCUGAUGUAAACAAGACUAUCCAGAAAUGGCACGCCAGUUUUAGGAAGGGCUCAGACUUUGACUCGUGGGGGCAGUUAGUGGAGGCGAUAGAUGAAUACCAAAUUCUAGCAAGGCAAAUACAAAAAGAGAUUCACACAACAAGUUCCACAGAUUUUACAGAAGAGCAGAAGAAAACUUUAGGGAAGAUUGCAACAUGUCUGGAGAUGAGAAGUGCGAGUCUGCAGUGCACACAGUCAAAGGAGGAUUUCAAAUUAGAAGACCUGAAAAAAAUAGAAUCCAUAAUAGAGAAUAUUCUUACCUAUAAUAAAGAAUUUCCUUUUGAUGUCCAGCCAGUUCCCUCAAGGAGAAUCCUCGCUCCAGGAGAGGAAGAGGAUCUCGAUCUGGACGAUGAUGAGGAUGCGGGGGCGUGUGCGUCCGAGGCUUUCGCGUCACGAGCUCCUGCUUCUCAAGGUACCUUGUUACCACGGUUACCCUCGGAGCCUGGCAUAACACUACUCACAGUAAGAAUUGAGAAAAUUGGGCUGAAGGAUGCCGGGCAGUGCAUCGACCCCUACAUGACCGUCAGCGUCAAAGAUGUGAACGGCGUCGAUCUAAAUCCGGUGCAGGAGACGCCCGUCGCCACCAGAAAGGAGGACAACUACAUUCACUUCUGCGUGGAUGUGGAGAUCCAGAGACACGUGGAGAAGUUACCAAAAGGAGCAGCUAUCUUCUUUGAAUUCAAACACUACAAGCCUAAAAAGAAGUUCACCAGCACUAAAUGUUACGCUUUCCUGGAGAUGGACGAGAUCAAACCCGGACCGCUCGUAAUCGAGCUGUACAAGAAACCAACAGACUUUAAGAGGAAGAAACUGCAGCUUCUCACAAAGAAACCACUUUUCCUCCACCUUCAUCAGACGUUACACAAAGACAGCUAAGAUCUCAUCAGCAAUAUCCAAACGAGGUUUCCAUGAAUGUGAAGACAGAAACAGAAUCGACUCAUAUUUUUGCAUUCUUCGUUUGUUUUGAAGUGCAUUUCUUCAUUUUUUGUUAUUUUUUCUUUACCUUUUAAUUGAACCCUUGUGGUAUCUUGUGGGGUCCAGAUGAUCAUGUAAACAUGCUCAGCAUAGCACAAGGGUUACAGAAUCUUCAAACAUGUAUCUGCAGUGAUUUGAAAUGUUAAGGAAAUAUUAGACAUUUAUUUACAACAUUCAAAAUGUAACAUUUUGAAUUAAAGUUAGACCCCCCCGUUUUACAAACUUUUGGACUUUAAUGUCAGUUGAAUGAAGUUGUAUUUUUUUUCUAGCUUGAUGUGAGAAAAUACUGUUCCUUUCUGUUGACAAAAGUAAAUUUUAUGUUUUUCAAAGACUUGAUAAAUUGUAAAUAAUUUGGAUUGAAGGUGGAGAGUGUGAAGUGAGUUUUGUGUGUUUGGAGGAUAAGUUUACACUAAAAUAAAAAGUUUUCUGAAAUAUCGGACCAUAAUUUGACAAAAUAAAAGGUUUAUUAUCUAUCCUGGAUUUUAUUUUUUUAAUUAUUUGACUUUUAAACGCUUAUUAAAUUGUAUUAGGUUAGAAUGUGCAGCGAACAGCAUCUUAAAAUACUUAACAGUGCUUUAAGUUUUUAUUAAACACUUAAAUUUAACUCAAAUUUCAAAGGUUUUAUUUUGUUGAUCAGUGGGUUUUUUUAGCUUUUUGUGACAGAAAAAUCUUCCUCUUUGUAAUAUUUGCUUUGAGAUUUUAUUUUUGUAACAACUGUAAGCUGCACUAACAUGAACUAACCGUGAUGGAAAUGUUUUUUGUUCACAUGCUGAAGGGAAGUUGGACAUUUAUGGGUUUUAUUUUUAAUAAACCAGAAAAAAAGUG